Fusarium graminearum PH-1 is the source of this 1671-nucleotide messenger RNA. RefSeq lists its product as uncharacterized. Lineage: Eukaryota; Fungi; Ascomycota; Sordariomycetes; Hypocreales; Nectriaceae. The coding region runs from base 1 to 1671 and encodes 556 amino acids. The transcript has a single exon. The record is from RefSeq and is a predicted model, not a curated record.
AUGAAGCUUCUUACGAACAUUGGCACGUUGCUGGCUCUUAGCCCAGUCCAGCAGGUUUCUGCAACACCACAUACUGGAGAACACUACAACCUCGUCAAGCUCGAAGGAUAUGGCAGUGUCUCUGGAACGACGGUCAACAGUACCCUCACCAAGAAGGAUCUACCUACGACUGUGGAUGCAUGGAUGGGUAUUGACUACGCGCUCCAGCCUACAGGUCAUCGACGUUUCAAAGCCGCCGAAUGGCCCAAGCCUUUCAAGGGCGUCAAACGCGCCGACAGCUACGGAAAGACCUGCAUCCAGGAAAUUGCAUCCAAGACACCCCUCGAGUCACAAAGCGAGGCUUGUCUCAACUUCAACGUGUUCCGAACCAAAGGCGUGCCGUUGAGCAAGAAGCUCCCCGUUCUCGUGUGGAUCCAUGGCGGCGCAUUCUUCUCUGGAAGCUGGGCUAGCUUUGACGGCGCUGCAUUCGCGGCUUCAUCAAAAGAACCUAUUGUCGUUGUAAACUUUCACUACCGCGUCAAUUCCCUCGGCUUUCUUCCAUCUAAGCUCUUCAAAGACGAGGGUCUUUCAAACCUCGGUAUUCGCGACCAGCGACUACUGUUUGAGUUUGUUCAGAAACACAUUGGAGCUUUUGGAGGUGACAAGAAUGCUGUUACUAUCGGCGGUCGCUCUGCUGGUGGACACUCAGUUGGAAUCCAUUACUUCCAUAACUAUGGCAAGGACAACAAAGCGUUAUUCGCCCAAGCCAUCCAUCAAUCUGGAUCUGUCACGUCAAGAGCCUUCCCCAACGAUACAUAUCCCUUGUACAAGACUCAGUACGACGAAUACACUGCAUACCUUGGAUGCGACAACAAGAAAACCAACAAAGCUACCCUCAAAUGUCUGCGAGAAGCAGAUAUCGACAGCAUCAGAAAUAUCAGCACCAAGAUCUUUUACGAUUACAAUGACGUCCUGACUUGGCCUUUCCAGCCAGUACAGGGAGGACCAUUAUUUGAGAAGCCCGGCUCUCAGUCCGGAUACGAUGGAACAUUCUAUCACGUUCCCACUAUUACUUCAAACGUCAACGACGAGGGCAAAUUCUAUACGCCUGGCAAUCUUGAGACAGAUAGCGAGUUCUUGGAUUAUCUCCACAACAUCUCGCCUGCUUUAACAAAGAAGGACUUAUCCGAGCUGAGCGCCUUGUAUCCUGAUCCGGCAAAGUACGACAACUCACCCUUUGCAAACUCGCCAAACAGCACUCAGUACAACCGGAUCUCGGCCGCUUGGAGUGACUACGCUUAUAUCUGCCCUGGUCAAGAGACAGCAUACCGUGCCUCCACUGCUGGCGUGCCUACAUGGAAAGUCCGCUUCAAUACCAACAACAGCUUCCCUGCCUGGCAGGGAAUUCCACACACAGCAGACACUUCAUACACAUGGAAUGGGGAGUCUACCCAGUACCCCGAGAUUAGCCACAUCUACCACGGAUAUCUUUCUAGCUUUGUCACGGCUGGAAAUCCCAACAGUCACAGGUACCCUGGUAGUCCUGAGUGGCCAGCUUAUCACGGAGAUGAUGAGUCACCACUGCAGAUUGUUGUUCAGCCAGGGGAUACCAAGGUAGAGAAGGACGAAAUCAGGAAGGAGGCUUGUCUCUGGUGGAGAGACCCAGAGAGAGCUCCUAGACUUAACAAGUAA